AUGUUCCAGUCAUUCUUGGAGCGAACCCUGCUCUGGAAAAGAGAUGGCUAUACCAGCUCUAUGAAACCCAUCAAGCUCCCCCCUGCGCGGAACCUGCCGACGUGGUCGUGGAUGGCGUACAAUGGGGUCAUCUCCUAUGUUCAGGCCGAAUUCGACAAGGUCGACUGGACCAAGGAGUAUUCAUCUUCCUUCGACUCAGGAAGUGGCGCUCUCGGCAAAUGGCACUGGGAGACAAACGGUACGAAUAGGCCACCUAUCCUAGGGCUUUCAAGAGUCAGAGAGCUCGACUCGAACAAAGACAACCUUGGGUUACUUAAGAGGAUAACCUUUGACACUCUCAGUCCCAAAUGGCAAGCCCAAGACAUGCGGUGCGUUGUUAUCGGCAAGGCCAAACGAGGCGACUCCUUUGGUCCUUUCAACUUGAAUUGCUACGUCUUGAUUGUCAACGCUUCUUCGGAUGAGAAUCUACGUGGAGCCUAUCUCAUAGUUGGGGCAGGCGAAUUGAUGGAGAGCGAGAUUGUCUGGGAUCGUUAUGAGGCAGGGAAUUUGCAUUAA
Messenger RNA from Fusarium keratoplasticum, 555 nucleotides. RefSeq names its product HET domain-containing protein. The record is from RefSeq and is a predicted model, not a curated record. Lineage: Eukaryota; Fungi; Ascomycota; Sordariomycetes; Hypocreales; Nectriaceae. The transcript has a single exon. The coding region runs from base 1 to 555 and encodes 184 amino acids.